This is a messenger RNA of Talaromyces rugulosus, 2388 nucleotides long. RefSeq lists its product as uncharacterized. The coding region runs from base 1 to 2388 and encodes 795 amino acids. The record is from RefSeq and is a predicted model, not a curated record. Lineage: Eukaryota; Fungi; Ascomycota; Eurotiomycetes; Eurotiales; Trichocomaceae. The transcript has a single exon.
AUGGACACCCAACCACCAAAUGACCCGGUGAGGAACACUCCCAAGUUCUCUCGCUACAAAUCCGUCCGUCGCGCUGCUGCUGCCGAGAAACAGCUCCACGCUCAAGGGGGCGCCUGUCCAGAGACGACUGCGAAGCCCAAGAGUGACACAAUUGCACGCAGCAUGUCGCGAUACCGCCGACCCAGAACCGCAGCAACGGGCACUGCUGCUGUAGACAGCCCUGCGCUGCCAGCCAUGCCCGCGUUAAACCACCACAUUCCGCCGCCUGUCAACAAGACAUGGCAUGGCGCUGUUGGCAGCAGCAUGAAGAGCCACGAGACAAGCUCCAGAGGCACCGAGAGCAAAGAGGAGGUGGAAGAAGAAGAAGAAGAACUGUCCGAGGCCGAGAAGGCGCGACUGCGGGAGGAGGCCAUGCGCACGCUGACCAUGGCGGAAGGACCCCAGCCGGCAGCUGCACGUGCGCCUGCUGCAUCUCGCGAUUACCUGCUGAAGCCGGAGAGCAGCCAUCACCACCAACGACGCGCCUCGUGGAAAGAGAAGCUGGGCUUGUCGCGCCAAAAGACCUCCGCCGACCCCUUGCGAGCCCCAGACGUCAAAAAGGGCAGCAUCGAGCCCAAUGGAAAAGGCAUUGUCCCCGGCAUCGAUGCUCCUCUGUCGGCUGUCAAUGCUGCUGGCGAACGAAGGGUUUUGGUCCGGUACAACUCGACUUCUUUCGAUCUGCCUGUGACGCCGACCACCCGGGCCAAGGAUCUGAUCUACUCCACCGUUGCAUGCUUGUCUGAGCGCAUUGAUCCCAAGACUGCCAUUCUGCUCGAAACCUUCUCUUCGCUCGGCCUCGAAAGACCCCUCCGGCGCUACGAGCAUAUCCGCGACGUUCUGAACUCGUGGGCAACCGACGAUGCAAACUCGCUCGUCGUUUGCGAGUCUCCACAGCACAAAAAUUUGGAGUUGAAAGCUGCACCAUCAAGGCAGCCUGCUGACGCCACCCUUUAUCUUUACCAUUCAUCAAAGCCCGGAAAAUGGGAUAAACGCUACGUCACUCUGCGCUCUGAUGGACAGGUUGUGGUUUCCAAAAAGGCAAAUGCAAAAGAGGCCAAGGAUUUCACUAACAUCUGUCACAUUUCCGACUUUGACAUCUACACGCCAAGCGCUCAUCAGCUCUCGAAAAAGUUGAAGCCUCCUAAAAAAAUCUGCUUUGCCGUCAAGAGCCAGCAGAAGUCGUCCAUGUUUAUUUCUACGGAAAACUUUGUACACUUUUUUGCGACAAACGAUUCCAACGUAGCAGAAAGCUGGCACGACGCUGUGCAUGGCUGGCGCAGCUGGUACCUUGCGCAUGUCGUGAAGCUGGAUGAAAAGUACCAGGAAUCAAUGAACACCCAAACCAGCUUGCUACCAACAGACUUGCAGGAUCCACUCCAUUAUGGACACCAGCAACCAACCGACUCACUCCCCUUUCAGCUGGGCUCGAAGCCGCUGGUGGAUUUUGGUCGGAAUGCAGACAUUGAUGGGAAAGGAUCUGACAAGCACAGCAUCGAGUCUGCCAAUCCACCUGCCAACACGCGAGAUCUUUUCCUACGCAACAAAAAAGCGCGACAAAAUGCACCUCCUCCUUCUGCAUUUCCUUCCAAUCUGCCCAAAGUUGACCUUCUAAGCAUCUCUUCUUCUGAUCACGAUGAUGAUGCCACUUUUUCACCAGAUAGUCUUCUUGGCAGGACAUACAGCCAGAGGCAGACUGCGCAGCGUGAGCGUGAGGCUAGAGAAGCGAAUAACAACGAUCCCUUCAUGUCACACGGGCUCCUGAUGAACAUGAAUCAAGCACCUCCCAGCCAGUCCUCGAACGCUCUUAGCAACUCUUCAACCCAUCACGCUGUGCGCGCGCCUCACCAGCCUGAGGGAGUCUCGCAUUCUCGAUCAAGCUCUGUUCGUCAGAAGCCUAAACCGCUCAUCGACUUGACACCCGUCUAUCAGGAGCCGCCUCAGCACUCACGAAAAGGCCAUGGAGUUAGAAUCGAAGCAGGUGUGCCCCUUGUGGAGGGUGCUACCGGAUACGAGUCUAUCCCCGGAGUGCCUGACAUCCCACCGGCAACGACAUGGAAACGAGAGCUGGCUCGGCCAUCUACCGCCAACGAGUCGUCCGCUGCGUCGAUUGCUCCACGUCGGGGUAAUACCGUAAGGAGUACACAGCAACGCGAUUUUUCAAACUCAUCCAACUCUCCAUUCAUGCCGAACGGUCUCCUGGCUCAGACUGGCCAUGUACAUGCCAGCACGGGAGUUGGUCGUGGAGUCGCAACCGGCCAUCGCCAGGCUACUCGUCCUCUACUUGACUUGACGCCCACGAGCCAAUUUGCCGAGGGGAGUCUACUGCGAAACAUAGAGCGGCAAGCAUAA